Messenger RNA from Labrus bergylta (ballan wrasse), 2737 nucleotides. RefSeq names its product paired box 6b (gene pax6b). Gene Ontology annotation, molecular function: DNA-binding transcription factor activity, RNA polymerase II-specific; RNA polymerase II cis-regulatory region sequence-specific DNA binding. Lineage: Eukaryota; Metazoa; Chordata; Actinopteri; Labriformes; Labridae. Gene Ontology annotation, biological process: regulation of transcription by RNA polymerase II; anatomical structure development. The record is from RefSeq and is a predicted model, not a curated record.
CUCCACGACGGAUCCAAAGGUAGAUAGAUUUUGAUUCGGGACCUAUAAGUUUUCUGUCGCUGUGACACGGAGGAGAGCUCCCACGGAGGACAGAAACCACUUUAUGCGCAUAGGAUACCGGACACACACACGCCUGCUGCCUCGUAUCCGGGAUAUCCCCUCCGUCUCCGCCGAAGACCACUGGAAACUAAUUUUUCCCUCCUCUGAACUUCCCCCGAGAGAGAGAGAGAGAGAGAGAGAGAGACUGAUCGGCUUUUUUUUUCACUUUCUGUGGUGUGGAGAACUAGGCUGAAGCCUGUAGUUUGAAAAGGACUUUGACAACGAGACAGGAUGCCCCAAAAAGAAUACCACAACCAAGCCACGUGGGAGUCUGGAGUAGCCUCAAUGAUGCAAAACAAGGUGUAUGACAUCUGUGAUGAAGGUCACAGUGGCGUAAACCAGCUUGGUGGUGUGUUUGUUAAUGGUAGACCGCUGCCGGAUUCCACCAGGCAGAAAAUAGUUGAACUUGCCCACAGUGGUGCUCGGCCCUGCGACAUCUCCAGGAUACUGCAGACCCAUGAUGAAGUCCAAGUGCUGGACAGUGAAAAGGUAUCCAACGGCUGCGUGAGCAAGAUCCUGGGCAGAUAUUAUGAAACUGGCUCCAUAAGACCGAGAGCAAUAGGCGGCAGCAAGCCCAGGGUUGCCACUCCGGAGGUGGUCGCAAAAAUCGCUCAGUACAAGCGGGAGUGUCCGUCUAUCUUCGCGUGGGAGAUCCGUGACAGACUUCUGUCGGAGGGGAUCUGCACAAACGACAACAUACCCAGCGUGUCAUCGAUAAACAGAGUCCUCCGCAACCUGGCUAGUGAAAAGCAACAGAUGGGCGCAGAUGGCAUGUAUGACAAGCUGAGAAUGCUCAACGGUCAGACAGGAACUUGGGGGACCCGGCCCGGCUGGUACCCCGGAACAUCAGUGCCAGGGCAGCCCAACCAAGAUGGUUGCCAGCAACAAGACGGUGCAGGAGAAAACACAAACUCCAUCAGCUCGAACGGAGAGGACUCAGAGGAGACACAGAUGCGUCUGCAGCUCAAGAGGAAACUACAGAGAAACCGAACUUCUUUCACACAGGAGCAGAUUGAAGCGCUGGAAAAAGAAUUUGAAAGAACCCACUAUCCAGAUGUGUUCGCACGAGAGAGACUAGCAGCGAAAAUCGACCUGCCCGAAGCAAGAAUACAAGUUUGGUUCUCAAACAGAAGAGCAAAGUGGAGGCGAGAGGAGAAGCUGCGCAACCAGCGCCGGCAGGCCAACAACUCCUCCAGUCACAUUCCCAUCAGCAGCAGCUUUAGCACCAGUGUGUACCAGGCCAUCCCACAGCCCACCACGCCGGUGUCCUUCACCUCGGGGUCAAUGCUGGGUAGACCUGACUCUGCACUCGCAAACACCUACAGUGCACUGCCCCCCAUGCCCAGCUUCACCAUGGCAAACAAUCUACCUAUGCAACCCAGCCAGACCUCCUCUUAUUCCUGCAUGCUGCCUACCAGUCCGCCUGUGAACGGGCGGAGCUACGACACAUACACGCCCCCUCAUAUGCAGGCACAUAUGAACAGCCAAUCAAUGACCACUUCUGGUACCACCUCAACAGGACUCAUCUCUCCUGGAGUGUCUGUCCCUGUCCAAGUCCCAGGCAGCGAGCCUGACAUGUCUCAGUACUGGUCAAGACUACAGUAGAGAGAAGAGCUACUUCACCCUGUAACCACCCACUCCACCAUCGCCCUCCGGCAGUGCUCCUCACACAUACACGGCACAGGAGAGUAGAGAAGGCGAGGAAGGGUUGAAUGGAGGCAAAGGACAUAAGAGGAAAGGAGGACAGAGAGAGAGAGAGAGAGAGAGAGACUCUGGGAGAGCUUUGGGAUGUCUGGGCUUUGUUUUUUCCGGUGGGACCGUGUGCUGUUCUGUAGCUCUAGGCACAUUCAAACAAACGAGGACUUGGAAGAGAGAACAAGGAUGGAAAGACGGGAAAAAAAAUAUGGACCUCUGUAAAGUGCCCGGUGUUAACAUUUUUAUGGAACAAAAACUUAUCUGUUUUUUUUCUAUUUCCAACUUCAGUCAUUGUUUCCUUUUUUUCUCUGGUGUGUUAGUAAAUGGCCAUUUGUAUGUUAAUAUGAAAAACCAAGAUCAAGUACUGAUAGAUGGACUGCUAGAAAACCAUGUUGGUCUUGCGUUUGUUUUUGCGAGAGGAGAGAUUCUGCCAUGACUAUCUUUUUAAUCUGCUUAUAUCGAGACUUUCUACCAGCCUUUGCAUGGUCUCUGGACGCUGUUGCAUAUCAUUAAAGACGAAAAAAGCUGGAGGGAAGACUCUUACUGUGUCAGAAAAAAAAUAAACUAUUUAUUGGUCUUAUUUCGUACGGAUGGAUAUUUAGCGGAGGAUACUGAAAAAAAAAAAAAAAAAAACUUGAUCCACCCACUGAGGCUGUGGUCUCCCCUCUGACUUAUUAAACACGGAUCGACAGCUCGAUGUGUGCAAAGACGACGCGACAUGCAACACAACUUGGACCUCUUGCUUCGGUGGUUGGAUUGACUCUAGUAUACCACGAAGAACAUUAAAUGUGGGGAAAACAGGUGUCAAAGAAAACCUGUAGUCUGUAAAUGGUAGACUGCGUCUUCGAUAUAAUCCAGUUUGUUUAUGUCAAAAUGUAAAGUACUUGUCUUCCCUAGAAAUCUUCCAGAAAGAUUUCUCCAAUAAAAGUUGAUUUCAUUUAUA